AUGACAGUUGAAACCUUCCGCAAGAAGGUCCAUGAUCCAUCAUCAGAUGAAGAAUGGUGUCCAAAACGUAAAAUAAAAAAACUUUCACCACAAGUUUCGUGUGUGUCACCAAGCUCUGCACAAUUAGCAUUGAAUAAUCCUGAAAUUGUCUCCAAAGUUUGCGAUUAUUUGCUCAAUGGUAAUAAAGUUGUGCACUUUAUUGAUCUUAGGAGAAUCAACCGAACCUUCGAUUUCACAGUUCUCCAUUUUGUGCGUAAAGCGUUCCGCCAUUUGCAGAUUGUCGACACCAAUACCAAUAAUUUUGAGCUUGAAAUCAAUGAAAUCGAUAUAAAAUUGGUGCUAGUGCCUUCAUUUUUCCAGUUUUUAAGGAAUGUCGCCAAAGUUAGAAUAGAAACAAUCGAGUUUGCUGGAUUCUUAGAUAGCAAUAAAGAGGUUCAUGAUUGUAUUCUUCGUGAGCUGUUCAGUUUUGAUGUUAUGCAAAUCCGCAAGUUUGUUGGAGCUGAAGAGAUUUGCGAACGAGGUUGUAUGAUGUGCCAUGCAUUGGCAUCAAUAUCCAAAAGUUAUGGGCCCAUGCAGUGGCUCACCCUUCAUCAGGGAUUUUCAUAUCGCCUCAUGUUUUCGGCAACGACCGGAACUCAUCCAAGAAAUGUUAUUGAUUGUAUUAUAAAACAGUGGAAAUUGAAAUCGUUGGAAAUUGAAUUGAUGGAAGCUGACGCGAUUGCGGACUGUCUGAUAGCAAAAGCGAUGUGGAGCCAAGACAUUCAUAUCGGCUACUCGUUGCAGAAUGUCUGCGCGAACGUGAAACGGGUGUUUCCGUCGGAUAGAGUAUUUCUAACGUUGCCGCUCGGAAUGCACGAUUUGGCGCGAGAGCGUUUUGGGGACUUUUGCGAAAUUGUGGUGUCAUUUGUGUGGAAUGAUGAGCUGAAUGCGAGAAACUCAACAUGUUUUGUUCGCGUUUAUUGUUAUGGAAUCAAAACGCAAGAUGUACAGAAAUCUGUAUUGCCGAUGUAUGAAUUCAACGGUCGUCCGAUCAUUUCAAAUGUCAACUCAUUGGCGUUGGACGUUGAAAUUCGCGGACUGCUCUCGAAUUGGCACCACCACAGCAACAUGCGCAACUUUUCGCCGAUCGCCGUCGUCUCGUUGUACGAUGUUCUCAACAAGUGCGCGAUUCAUAUCCAAGUAUGUGUCGACCCUGAAUGA
This is a messenger RNA of Caenorhabditis bovis, 1200 nucleotides long. The record is from the annotation of a GenBank genome assembly. NCBI's taxonomy places the organism in Eukaryota, Metazoa, Nematoda, Chromadorea, Rhabditida, Rhabditidae.